Acanthoscelides obtectus is the source of this 1757-nucleotide messenger RNA. Lineage: Eukaryota; Metazoa; Arthropoda; Insecta; Coleoptera; Chrysomelidae. The record is from the annotation of a GenBank genome assembly.
UGCUGUGCUUUUUGUCUGACGCUUCGCAGCCAUUUUUGUUUUUCCAUUCCUUAUCUCUUUCCAUUUGCCUGUAUUUUUGGCGUGUUUUUUAAGCGUCAAACGGAGUUACGGCGUAGAUUCUAGGUAAACAAUGUAUAUAUUUCUUGAUACAAUUAUAUUAGAACCAUAAGGGUCUUAGGUAAAACGUUUGAAAACUUCCCUUCGCACUUGUCCAAAGCAUCACAUGUGACAAACCUUCAAUUUUCUAGCAACCCUUGACUCCCCUAUCGAAAUCCUGUAUUUUCAUUUCAAGCACAAUGUCUGGGGACGGUGAUCGCAGCGAAGAUACCGGAGAAUACAUCGUCAAAUUGCGUGGCCUGCCAUGGUCAGCAACUGAAGAGGACAUAGAGAAGUUCUUCAGUGACUGUAAAAUACUCGGAGGUAAGGAAGGCGUCCACCUAACAGCCUCCAGGGAGGGGCGACCUAGUGGCGAGUGCUUUGUCGAGCUUGAAGAUGCUGAAGAUUUGGAGCUGGCCUUGGCAAAAGAUAGGGACCAUAUUGGAAAUCGGUAUAUUGAAGUAUUUAAAGUAAAUAGGCCUGAGAUGGAAUGGACAAUAAAGCGUUCUGGCCCUCAAAGCACAUCUGAGGAUGAUGGUUGUGUUAGGUUACGAGGCCUUCCAUUUGGCUGCUCCAAGGAAGAAAUUGCAAAUUUCUUCUCGGGGUUGGAGAUCGUGCCGAACGGCAUUACGCUACUGACGUUCUACUCGGGGCGAAGUUCGGGGGAGGCGUACGUACAGUUCAAAAACAGAGAGGUGGCUGAGAAAGCUCUGUUGAAACACAGGGAAAAGAUCGCACACAGGUACAUCGAGAUAUUCCGCAGCAGUCUCUCAGAGGUCAACAGCAUGGCAAGCGGGUUCGAGUCUGGGGGCGGUCCAGGGAGCCGCGGCCGCAUGGGCGGCUCUCUAGGUUACAACACCCGCCCCAGCCCGUACGACAGGGGCGACCGAUACGGCCAGGGCAUGACCGGCAGGUUUCAACCGCGCUCGUCGCGCAGUUUCAAGGGAGCCGGGUACUCCAGCGAUAUUGAUUCAGACUAUGGAUACGACAGAGGUAGUAUGUGGAAUGGAGGCAUGCGCAACGGCAAAGGCAUGGGCGGUAUGAGAGGCGAGAUGUACCCGGAUGAGUGGUCAUCUGGACCAGGAAUGGGCGACAAAAUGGGGGCCAUGCAUUGCGUCCAUAUGCGUGGAUUACCAUUUAGGGCGAACGAGGAAGAUAUUGCCGACUUUUUCAAGCCAGUUGUUCCUAUCGACAUCAGACUGUUACAAGAUAGCUCUGGGCGUGCCUCAGGAGAGGCGGACGUAGAAUUUGCAUCACACGAUGAUGCAGUACGUGCCAUGGCAAAGGAUAAGGGACAUAUGCAACACAGGUACAUUGAACUGUUCCUUAACUCAGCCGGCGGCAGCUCAAAUGGCGGCAGUUACGGAAGUAGGAAGUGGUAGAUUAAUAUAAAAAUACAUAACAUUGAAUUUUCUGAUAAGCACUGAUUUUUUUUAUAUUUUUAUUUCCUACAUUAUUGGACAACUGUUGUGAAACGUGAAUAUGUGUAUCUAUAACUUGAGUUAUAUUACUACUAUAUUAGAUCCGUCUGCUGUCCUUUCACUGAAUAGAUUUUGAUCGAUUCAGGCGAUCAAAUAUACGUAAACUUGGAACGUGUUUUUAUUUCCUUCCUAGUUUUCUGCUCGUAGCAGUUGAAAAGCGCGAGGGAGGGAGAGGGGUAU